CGGACCUGUGAAUGUCUCCACCUACAACUCCCACUCUGGACAUCAUCUUUUCCCCAAUCCGGCCAUCAUGGCGUCUUCAUUCACCAUGUGUGCGUCGUGCCUGCGUGCAGCAACGAGAUCAGGGACAAGGUCACCCAUCAAAGCUGCAAACACAGCACACUACUCCUUGCGAGCAUACAGUAGAGUAACCGCGGCCGCCACGUCGCAAUCGCUACAUCUCGACUUCCUAGUACCAUCCGCCAUAAAGGCACAUCUGAGGCCAGUCUCAGCCUUCAAAUCACGCACACCAGUCCUCACGCAAGCGCAACGCACCCCCCGACGAACACUCGCCACAGUUGCCGAUCCAUCAUCCGCAAAGCCCGCCCACGCAAUACAAAACCCACGCAACGACGACUCCGGCAACCCUAUGCUCAUAUCCAUCUCGCCUCGCGCCUCAAAUCGCUUGCAUACAAUAUCCGCCAAGGACAAUAACCCAAACCUCGCCUUGCGAGUAACCAUUGAAAGCGGCGGCUGCCACGGCUUUCAGUAUUUGAUGGACUUGACCGAUUUGUCAAAGACGCCAGCGACAGAGGAAGACACAAUAUUCGAGGGAGACAAGGGAGAGAAGGUCAUCAUCGACGAACCGAGCUUGGAGUUACUAAAUGGGAGUACGGUCGAUUACACCAUGGAACUGAUUGGGAGUCAAUUCAAGAUUACUGGUAUACCCGGCGCUACGAGUAGUUGCGGGUGUGGGACGAGUUUUGAUAUCAAGUUAUGAGAAGUCAAACUACUCGUUUUCUGCAUAUGACCUUUGUUUCGCUGACUACAUGGUUCAGCACAUUUCUAGUGCAGUUGUAACACCUAUAGUUCAUAAUGCAGUUGAUUUACAAGAACUACUUAUAUGUACUACUCCGAUCGGCUCGCGACUUUGAUCUUGAGCGCAGAGGAUAUCGGAGCAGUAACGAACGACUCGUGGAACCUAUUAAGCUUCUGCAAUGCGGAUGAUAUUCUCUAUCGACGGUGUAUAUCGUUAGCUAGUCGUGCUCCAAGACACUCUGUUCGAUCAUUGGCCUGCAUACUUUGCGCGUCUCACUCACGGAUAUGACAGUUGGCCAAUGAUGUCGUUGCUGGAUUCAGCUCGGCUGCUGCCUCAUGCUUCUCCCAAAACCAC
Molecule: messenger RNA, 1150 nt
Organism: Cucurbitaria berberidis CBS 394.84
Lineage: Eukaryota; Fungi; Ascomycota; Dothideomycetes; Pleosporales; Cucurbitariaceae
Exons: 1
Coding region: 68-757 (229 amino acids)
Biological process (GO): iron-sulfur cluster assembly
Cellular component (GO): mitochondrion
Molecular function (GO): 4 iron, 4 sulfur cluster binding; 2 iron, 2 sulfur cluster binding; iron ion binding
Source: RefSeq, a predicted model, not a curated record